CUGUGCAGUACGCAUAGAUCGUUUGGCGGUAUUCCAGCUAAUGUAGCAGCCCGCGAGCUUUGUCUGGACCGAAACUGUUACUGCAUCAUUCAGCCUGUUUUGAUCUCGAAAUGGAGAUGGCGACCGGCAGCUGAUACUAGGCGUCCCGAAGAGUGGAAACUGCAAAGGGCUUCUCCAGGCCUCAGGCCAAAAGAAAACUCGGGAACAUGGCCUCGCCCCCGCAGUGGCGUUGCGGGGGCGGGCAUCGUCAACGGUCUAGCCUGGCCUCCUCCUGCUUGGGAGAAGUUUGUACCCAAGGGUGUUUGCUACGGAUGUGGAGGUGACUGGCAGUUCAGAGGUGGUCUUAAAGUGGACGUUGAUAGUUCGGAAUAUACGGGUUACAAAUAUUUCUACAACAGACCCGGAUAUAGGGUCAAAGCUAGGUCCUGCGAAGAUGCAAGAUUCAUACACAUCAACUUUAUCCUCCUGGCUGAGGUCACGCAUUUUGAAAAGGACCUGCAGUCAGAGAUCGAAACACACCGCGAUGUAUACGCAUCGCUCACGGGUACCGGGCGGCGGCUGCUGGGGUCGCUGUCCUCGCAGGAGGACGCUGUCAUGCUGCAGCGCCGCCUCGAUGAGAUGAACCAGCGAUGGCACCAUCUCAAGGCCAAAAGUAUGGCCAUCAGAAACCGUUUGGAGAGCAACGCUGAGCACUGGUCCGCGCUGCUGCUAUCAUUACGUGAGCUCACUGAGUGGGUGAUCAGAAAGGAGACUGAACUGAACGCACUAGCUCCACCACGCGGCGAUCUAGCCGCACUAGUGAAACAACAGGAUGACCACCGCGCGUUCAGAAGACAGCUGGAGGACAAGCGGCCGGUAGUUGAGAGCAACCUCCUCAGCGGGCGCCAGUAUAUUGCCAAUGAGCCACCGCUGUCUGACACCAGUGACACAGAAGCGAGCCGAGAAAAUGAAGGAGACUCGCGAGGCUACCGGUCCGCAGAGGAGCAGGCUCGGGAGCUGGCGCGCUCCAUCAGACGCGAGGUGGCCAAGCUGGCUGACAAGUGGAACACCCUGGUGGACCGCAGUGACGCCUGGGGACGAUGUCUCGAUGACGCUGUACAGCGUGUUCGUACGUUCACGACUUCACUGGAGGAGUUGGCAGCGCGCGUCCAGGCGGCAGAAGCGGCACGAGCCUCGUGGCGCGCUCCGGGAGAUGCCAGAGAUGCGCGUGCUCAGUUGGAUGCUGUUUCCAGAGCACGUGCCCAACUGCCGCCACUGCGGCGCCUCGCUGACGAGCUUCGCGCCCAAGCUCAGCAACUGGCGAGGGAUAACGUCCAGUUACCGGACCAUUUGAGGGCGCGACUAGAUGACCUUAAUUCUAGAGUGACAGCACUAAACGCUGGUGGAGAAGAACGCGCUCGGCAGCUGGCGGGCGUGGCGCGCGACGGGGGCGCCGGCGCCGCGCAGGGCUUCCUCGCCGGCUCCGUGCGCCCGCCCUGGGAGCGAGCCGUCACGCCGGCCAAUGUUCCUUACUAUAUUAAUCACGAACUGGAGACCACACACUGGGAUCACCCGAAGAUGAUCGAACUGAUGAACUCGCUCGCCGACCUCAACGAAGUACGAUUCUCGGCUUACAGGACAGCACUGAAGUUGAGGACUGUGCAAAAAGCUCUUUGCAUGCACAUGCUCCAGUUGCCGGCGGCGCUAGAGGCUUUCGACUCGCAUGGGCUUCGCGCACAAAACGACAGACUCAUAGACAUACCCGACAUGAUCACCGUCCUCACGUCUUUAUAUGAGGUGAUUGCAGCAGAGAAUCCGAGCUUAGUGAACGUGCCACUUUGCCUGGACCUGUCCAUCAACUGGUUGCUGAACGUGUACGACAGUCAGCGCACGGGACAAAUCCGAGUGCUCAGCUUCAAGGUCGGCCUCGUGCUACUCUGCAAGGGACAUUUGGAGGAGAAGUAUAGAUACCUGUUCCGACUUAUCGCAGACCCGUCGUGUCGAGUCGAUCAGAGGAAGCUGGGAUUGCUUCUUCACGACUGCAUACAAGUUCCUAGGCAGCUUGGAGAGGUGGCUGCUUUCGGAGGGUCCAAUAUCGAACCCUCGGUUAGAAGCUGCUUCGAGCAAGCUUCUGCUACCACCAAAGAAGGAAGCAAAGGGGGCACUCUCGACAGAAAAGGAGCGACAGAGAAGGACAAGGACAAAGAGAAGGAAAAAGAAGAGACCUCGGAGAAGACAGAACGCGAUGCGGAGGGCCAAGUGCAGCAGAUCGAGGCGUUCCACUUCCUGCAGUGGCUGCAGAAAGAGCCGCAGUCCAUGGUGUGGCUGCCCGUGCUGCAUCGCUUGGCUGCCGCGGAAAGUGCAAAACACCAGGCCAAGUGCAACAUCUGCAAGGACUACCCCAUCGUUGGAUUCAGGUAUCGUUGUCUCAAGUGCUUCAACUUUGACAUGUGUCAGAAAUGCUUCUUCAGCGGACGAAAAGCCAAGAACCACAAGCUCACACAUCCUAUGCAGGAGUACUGCACUGCUACUACUUCCGGCGAAGAUGUUAGAGAUUUCACCCGAGCUCUCCGUAACAAGUUCAAGUCGGCAAGAUAUUUCAAGAAGCAUCCACGAGUUGGAUAUUUGCCUGUCCAGACAGUUCUAGAAGGUGACGCUCUAGAGUCCCCGGCACCGUCCCCGCAGCACGCGUGUGGCGCGGGCGCGGGAGCGGGCGACGACAUGCACUCGCGCCUCGAGCUGUACGCCUCGCGCCUGGCGCAGGUCGAGCUGGGCGCGCGCCCGCCCGACACGCCCGACAGUGACGAGGAGCACCAGCUGAUCGCCCAGUACUGCGCGUCGCUGAACGGCGGCGGCGACGCAGACGAGGCGCCGCGCUCGCCCGUGCAGGUCGUGUCCAUCAUCCACCGCGAGCAGCGCCACGAGCUCGAGGCCAUGAUCCGCGAACUGGAGGAAGAGAACGCCAGCCUACAAGCGGAGUACGAGCGGCUAAAGGCCAAGCAGACGCCCGGCUCUACUCCCGAGGAUCAGCACACCCUCGCCGAUAACAGGAACGCGCCUGUCGACCAGGAGAUGAUGGCGGAGGCGCGGCUGCUGCGGCAGCACAAGGGGCGGCUGGAGGCGCGCAUGCACAUCCUGGAGGAGCACAACCGCCAGCUCGAGGCGCAGCUGCAGCGCCUGCGCACGCUGCUCGACGAGCCGGGCGCGCAGGGCUCCCCGGCGGGCGCGGGCGGGGCGGGCGGCGCGGCGGGCGGCGCGGGGGCCGGCGCGCGCACGGGCACGCUGCAGACGCGCUCGGUGACGGCCUCGCAGCUGGCCACCGACUCGCCCGCCAAGAUGCACAACGGACUCUACCACGACGCACACACCAAUGGCGGACGUGGAGAGCGGGAAACAUUGGAGCGGCCGCCGCCACCGCCUCACAGCGUUCACUCGCUGAUGCACUGCGCAGAUGACCUUGGGCGCGCCGUUGAAGAAUUAGUGUCAGUUAUGACGGAGGACCAACCAAACCAAACUUCACACGCACCUCCAGAAUACACCAACGGGAAGCUGGCCGAUGAUAAAGAACAAUAA
This is a messenger RNA of Parnassius mnemosyne (clouded apollo), 3552 nucleotides long. The record is from the annotation of a GenBank genome assembly. Lineage: Eukaryota; Metazoa; Arthropoda; Insecta; Lepidoptera; Papilionidae.